AUGAUAACUGGUGACGAUGAGGAUCAGACAGAGCUGAAUUAUCUCCAGUUUGACUUUUAUGGUUUAGGUCCAUAUUAUUAUUACCUAGAUACUUUAACGAUUGUCAGUAAGAAUCUUGAGCUAGAGUUGGUGAAAAUCCUAACAAUCCUCACAUAUAUUGACUUUUCAUGCAACAAUCUCGUUGGGCCUAUUCCUGAAGAAUUAGGAGCACUCAAAUUGUUAUAUGGUCUCAACUUGUCAAAUAAUGUCUUCACUGGCCGAAUCCCAUCAUCUUUGCGAAAGUUGAGUCAUCUUGAGUCACUAGACCUGUCAAGAAAUGAGCUUACAGGGGAGAUCCCUUUGCAACUCGCAGAUGGUCUUAUUUUUCUGUCAGUACUCAACCUUUCAUUCAACCGACUGUUUGGAAGGAUUCCACUGAUCAAGCAAUUUUCUACAUUUCCAGAAACUUCCUAUGAAGGGAAUCAAGGAUUAUGUGGUUUGCCUUGA
Juglans regia (Persian walnut) is the source of this 486-nucleotide messenger RNA. RefSeq names its product putative receptor like protein 25. The transcript has a single exon. Bases 1 to 486 code for a protein of 161 amino acids. NCBI's taxonomy places the organism in Eukaryota, Viridiplantae, Streptophyta, Magnoliopsida, Fagales, Juglandaceae. The record is from RefSeq and is a predicted model, not a curated record. Gene Ontology annotation, molecular function: protein binding.